UGACGCUAGUACGUCACCAUCUCCCGUGCAUAUGCAGUACUUAUUAGCAGUACACGUACGUCUUAUCAUUACCUGUUGCACCGCAUUAACUGUGUUUAGCACUUGGCUCGAUAGUCAAGACAGGUACGAGCAGUACACAUACGAUCAGCAUUACACUGUUGCGAUAACACUGGGCUUUGAAGUUCUGAUCCGCUGAAUGUUUUGUCAGAGAACUUUAGUCGAGGAGUUAUGAUCGCACAGCUCUGGAAUUUCUUAUGAUUACUGGUUUCGACUAAUAAAAGCGUAACGGAAGUCGAGCGGUGUUUCUCCCGUAGAUUUUCAUAGAAAAUCGUUCUUCUUCCUAGCCUGCCCCGUGGCAUGGCUAUCAUGGUAGCAGAUCCUAAGAUCCGCCAAAUCUGAGCAUAAUUUCAUAUUUGGAGCAAUAACUCAUCUUUGUCGGAAGUUGGUGUGGUGGACGCUGAUUCUCCGAAGCAGUAUCGUCGUGAACUUUGAUUUACAGCAUUGCCCUUUAUUGGGAUUAACUGACAGCAGUAUCUCGAGCCUAGUUGCAGAGUUUUGGUGUUCGUGGAUUACGGAGCGGUGAGCCACGGUGCGCGAAACCCGUGCAGUUUGGAUCGUGGAGUGGCGUUGCGGUGAGACACGGUUCUCGAAACUCCGUGCAGCAAGGAUUGCGGAUACUCGAAGCAUUAUGGCCGACCAGCAGUGUCCGAACUGUGCCCGCACAGGACGCUUGUGUGUGACGUGCAUCCUCAAGCAGGCGCCGAAUGUACAACAGCGCGUCUUUAUGCUGCACCUGGAAGCACUACUGGGCAAUUACCAGGCAUUCCAGUGUCUCCUGUUGCGCGCCCACUGGGAGCAUGUCAUCGUCAACCGUGACUACUACGAACAAAUUCGUGUCGCAGUCGAUCAUUUCCGCAGUACGAAGGAUGGCUGGAGCAAGGCACAGCAUGUACCGACAUGGGACGAGAUGAAAGCACAGGAGCAGCAGCAUCACCAGCUCAUGUCGCAAGCACGCCAGCAGUUGAACGCUGAAGAGCAGCCUCCAGUCCAGCAUGAUCAGUCUGCCGUAGCAAUGCCAGCCGCCUUAGUUCAGCAGCAAUGGAAUACCGUUGGCCGUCAGCCGUUUGGAGCACGCCACUUUCCUGAUCGCUCAACGGUGUCUCAGAAUCCGCAGCAGCGCCGAGCCGAUGCACCGGCAGCACAGCCACGCCAGUACAGCACUCGUAUGCCUAAUUUGCCUGCUGCAGAUGAGCGCGCCGACCGCAUUCUGUUGACGUUGGGUUUUGAUAAGCAUGACCAGCGUAAACUGAUGAAAGGCAUGUUAACCCGUACGAUGAGCACACUGGACCGCUUUCUGGCGAAUUCCGGUUUACUGGAAGAGAUGCAAGCGGAAAAGUAUAACUACCGUGAUGAUCGCCCGAAGAAGGAAGAACGCGAUAUCCGGUACGGUUAUCUUCGCAGCAAUGGCAUGCCCUCAGCAUUACAUCCUGAGAAUUUUGAACACAGCAUUCUGACUAUUGAUAUUGAAGCAUUGAGUCAACUUGUGUACCAUCCGCGUAAAAGCAUGAUCCCGUACUUGUUCAAUUUCGUCAGUCCGGAUGCGAACGGUGCAAACCUGUUGUACGCCGGCCGUGUAGCAAUAUUCACGGAUGAGAUGUUGGUUAUGAUGAAGGAAGAGCAAGAUUUCCGCAGCAUGGACCGUCGUAAACAGCAGAUUAUGGUGAAUUACGUCCGUCUGUAUUUUGGUGCAUUGCUGGGACAUCACGGAUGUCAUAAGCAGUUGGCCGACGCUCCGCAUGAAGACAGCGCUUUCUUUCACGAAGCAAUAGUUAAUCUUGGUCCGACACUGAACGUACAGGACAAGAUCGACCGCAUUCGCCAUGCAAUGGAAAUUGGUUUGGAGAAAGUUGCUGGAAAGCCAGUUGAGCAGUUGGUAGUAAAUCCGCAUGAUGCCGUGGAAAACGUUCUCACUCAGUUGCAGAAGUUGAAGGACAAGUACGAGCCGCAAGGCGGACAACAGCAGCAAGUCGCACAAAAUCAGCCGCAGCACCAGCCAGUGUUCAACUUGAACCCGCAGGGAAACGCUGCACAGUUGCAAGGUAUUAUCCCGGCAGGUGAGAAUGCCGCAAUGGACGAAGUCGAAGACUCAAGUGGCGGAUAGUGUGGCGCAGUUGAAUUUCUCCGCAGAAACUAUGGAGCAUUCGGGAAAAGAGCAGUAGUUUGAAUAGCAUGUACUGAAUUACUAAGCAAUAUUUAUUUUGUAAAUUAGCAUUAUUUUUCUGUAAUCAAUAUUUCUUUUGAAUUCCGCAAUAGACUUGAUUUGUCAGCAUUUUUCUUCGAUGGACGAUAGACUGACAGCCUCACAGGCGCAGUCUGGAUGUGGAUCGCGAAUUGACACGCAGCCUUAUAGGCGGUGUCGGAAUGAGUGGACAUUUAACGGUGGAAUGGAUUUUUGAUAAUUUUGUGUUCCUGUUUAACCAAAGUACUAACAGAUCUCGAUGGAUAUUUCUUCAGUUUAUUGAGCUUAACUCAUGAUUUCAUUUUAUUUUCAUUAAACAGCCGAUCAGUGACUGGUAAGUUGUGUGAGCGACAGUGUAAAAGUGGAUUUUGAAGCAGUAAAAUUCUUCAGACGCAGUGUCGAAAUUUUCCGCAUUAACGAUUGUAUAGCAUUAAUCAUGAAAGCAAUACAAAUUUUGACGCAAUACGGACUAGCUCCGCGGCAGACCCGGUAUAGCUAGCGUACACUGCAGCACAUGCACUGGAAAAAGGCAUAGCAAGGCGCCUGGUUAAUCCCCAGUUUGGCCGUCGCAAUAGCCUCGGAGGACCUCGGAUCCCCACCAGUGGCAUGUUAGGGAUGACGCUAGUACGUCACCAUCUCCCGUGCAUAUGCAGUACUUAUUAGCAUUACACGUACGUCUUAUCAUUACCUGUUGCACCGCAUUAACUGUGUUUAGCACUUGGCUCGAUAGUCAAGACAGGUACGAGCAGUACACAUACGAUCAGCAUUACACUGUUGCGAUAACACUGGGCUUUGAAGUUCUGAUCCGCUGAAUGUUUUGUCAGAGAACUUUAGUCGAGGAGUUAUGAUCGCACAGCUCUGGAAUUUCUUAUGAUUACUGGUUUCGACUAAUAAAAGCGUAACGGAAGUCGAGCGGUGUUUUCUCCCGUAGA
Paramacrobiotus metropolitanus is the source of this 3171-nucleotide messenger RNA. RefSeq lists its product as uncharacterized. The record is from RefSeq and is a predicted model, not a curated record. The coding region runs from base 689 to 2161 and encodes 490 amino acids. NCBI's taxonomy places the organism in Eukaryota, Metazoa, Tardigrada, Eutardigrada, Parachela, Macrobiotidae. The transcript has 4 exons.